Messenger RNA from Kalmanozyma brasiliensis GHG001, 1326 nucleotides. Its product is annotated as ATPase, AAA-type, core. Gene Ontology annotation, biological process: meiotic recombination checkpoint signaling; reciprocal meiotic recombination. Lineage: Eukaryota; Fungi; Basidiomycota; Ustilaginomycetes; Ustilaginales. The coding region runs from base 1 to 1326 and encodes 441 amino acids. The record is from RefSeq and is a predicted model, not a curated record. Gene Ontology annotation, molecular function: ATP binding; ATP hydrolysis activity. The transcript has a single exon. Gene Ontology annotation, cellular component: chromosome; nucleus.
AUGCAGACGGAAGCACUGCCAUCAGCGUCGGGGUCGGUGAACGGAACCGCUCAUCUGCCCCCCGUAGCAGUCCACAUCGAAGUGCGGUUACGACCAAGCUCGACAGCGGACGUUGCAGACGUUGCAACCGCAGCACGAGUCUUUCUCACGUCCAAUCGCACUACACUUCAGGCCGAAACAGAGGUCGUGGACUGGACGAGUUCGCGCUUCCUCACCGCCCACGUCGACAGGAUACGCAUCGCCGAAAUUGCUUCGAGAUCUUCCUCCAUUCCCAUCACUUCGGCCAAGCUCUCAGUCCACGUCUACCAGCCCCUAUCCGACGACUUUACAGAAGAAUUCUCUGCGGCAGAACCAGACGCCGACCAGGCCGAAGAGAGCAUUGCCGCCUCGGUCGCUGAGCUCCCCAAUCGCGCUCUCGACGGUGUAUGGGACAGCCUGGUCUACGAGGACGAUAUCAAAACCAAGCUCCUCAACUACAUCUACACCACGCUGCUGUUCAGCGAUGCGAAUGUGGACUUCAAUCUUGUCUCGUGGAAUCGCGUUGUGCUGCUUCACGGUCCGCCGGGGACUGGCAAGACGUCUUUGUGCAAGGCGCUAGCGCAGAAGCUGGCGAUCCGCCUCUCCGGUCGCUAUACGCACGGCAAGCUGGUGGAGAUCAACUCGCAUUCUCUUUUCUCCAAAUGGUUUUCCGAGAGUGGCAAGCUAGUCCAACGCCUGUUUAGUAUGAUCACCGAGCUGGUCGAGGACGAGGCGGCGUUUGUGGUGGUGCUCAUCGACGAGGUGGAAUCUCUCACUGCCGCGAGGAGCGCCGCGGCCUCCGGCACCGAACCCACCGACUCGAUCCGUGUCGUUAACGCGCUGUUGACGCAACUGGACAAGCUGAAGCACCGCAAAAACGUGCUGAUCAUGACGACGAGCAAUAUCACCGAGGCCAUCGAUGGCGCGUUUAUCGACCGAGCGGAUAUCAAGCAAUACGUUGGAUUGCCCCCGCCCAAGGCGAUCUACUGGAUCUUGGAGAGCUGUCUCAGGGAGCUGAUGCGUGUGGGGCUGGUCGCUCCGUUGCGAUUGCCGAGCUACCAAGUGGCGGCGUCAAAGGAGAGUCUUGAUAACGUGAUGACCCCUGAGGGCAGGGCUGGGAUACUUUUGGUCGAGAUUGCGAAUGGGUGUAGGGGUCUGUCGGGAAGGUCGUUGAGACGGCUGCCGGUGCUGGCGCACGCACACCAUAUUGGGAUGGCACAAGCGCCGAUUGAGUGCGAAGUGUGGAUGCAGGCCAUGAGAAAGGCGCUGAAGGAGACGCAGCCGGAGAAUGGCGAGACGGGGAUCUAA